AUGGCACAAAACAACUAUGAAGAUAUGACAAAGAAGCAAGCCAAGAAGGAAUACACUGAACCACGGAUCACCAAGAAGUUUCUGAAGGAUCAUUGCAAGCAACACAAACUUUACUGCACGCCAUACCUGAAUGACACAUUAUAUUUGCACUUCAAGGGAUUUUCAACCAUAGAGAACCUGGAGGAAUACACUGGACUGAAGUGUCUAUGGCUGGAAAGCAACGGGCUCCGGCGCAUCGAGAACUUGGAUGCCCAGACCGAGCUGCGCAGCCUAUUCCUUCAGCAGAACUUAAUCUAUAAAAUGGAGAACAUGGAGCACCUCAAGAAGCUCUGCACUUUGAACGUCUCCAACAACCAGAUCAAAACCAUCGAGAACAUCUCCUCUCUCCCAGACCUCAGCACGCUCCAGAUCGCUCACAACAAGCUUGAAUGUUACGAGGACGUAGAACACCUCAGAGAUUGCACGGCUGUGAGCGUGUUGGACAUGUCUCACAACUUUCUGAAAGACCCAGAAAUCCUCAAAGUGCUGGAAACGAUGCCUGCACUUCGUGUGUUGGAACUGAACGGUAAUGAGGUGGUGAGGAAAAUCCCAAAUUAUAGGAAGACGUUGAUCGUGCGGCUGAAAGGUCUGACCUUCCUGGAUGAUCGGCCCGUGUUCCCCAAGGACAGGGCGUGCGCAGAAGCCUGGGCGACUGGAGGCCUGGAAGCAGAGCGUGUGGAGAGGGAGCAGUGGGAGUCCAGAGAACGGAGGAAAAUCCAGGAAAGCUUGGAUGGAAUGGCACUGAUAAAGAAAAGGGCCAUGGAGAGAGAGCUAAGAGACAAAACAGUGAACGAAGACCAAACCCCAAGUGCAGAACCGACAUCCCCAGGUGAUAAAGUCGAUAUAUUUGUGCAGGACUGUCUGGAUGCACACAAUGAGUUUUUGGAGUGUGGUGAAGAUGACCAGCAAGACGAUGAAGACAUUGAAGAUAGUGAGGAGUCUGAAAAUGAGGAAGAAGCACGAGAAACUGUGGAGAUUGAGGAAGAACACCAGGUGGAGGAUGACAGAAAACACCAACUGGACAGUCGCAUAGAAGAGGUGAAUACUGAAAAUAUAGCUCCAAACGCUCAACUAUCAGAAGCCGAAAGCCAAUCCCAGUCAAUCCAAACGGAAAGCAAACAUGUGGAAGGGACUGAAGGCACAGGGGGUUGCCAGGUUGAAGAAAUAUCUCUGAAUUAUCCAGGACAGUUGGUCACAGAAAUGAUUAAUAUCGAUGAGUUUGAAACCAUCCAGCUCGCCCAGCACUUGUACAUUGAAGACCUCCCAGAUUUGGUAGAGGCAGAGACUGACGACUUCUUUAUACAGCCGUCCAACUCACAGCUGCAGCCCAGACCGAAAAUAGUGGUUUUGUCAGAUACGGAGGAUGAAACGGCACAGAAGGAAAUUGAGGCAAGUGCAUUACUGAAUGAAGCAGAAGAAAGAUCUAAUCUUUUCUUAGACUUGACAAGCGGUAAUGCGACUGAACUGCUGUGGUGCCAAUCAAAAGUGGAGCCACCAAAACCAGACCCUGCACCACGUCAGCACUGUCUGAUUGAAGAGCUGGACUGA
Molecule: messenger RNA, 1587 nt
Organism: Knipowitschia caucasica
Lineage: Eukaryota; Metazoa; Chordata; Actinopteri; Gobiiformes; Gobiidae
Source: the annotation of a GenBank genome assembly